CUGUCUCCUUUUCUCCGAACGUCCGUCGCCGGUUCGCGUCGACACGAUACUUUCCUACAGUUUCUCGUGGUUUCUCGGUGCGCGCGGUUCAGGCGAUUGAGUGGUCAAGUGUAUUCAGUGUGCCCUCAAGAACCGAGUUUCAAUUCUAAUCGUCACUGAUAUACCAGGAAUUUUGGUAAUUAAUACAGUGCCGCAGGCCACCCGACGGCUCAUUAACCACUGGAUUGAGUCUUUCGAAUCCCACAACCAGAUCUUUAGAACUCUAGAAUUACUGGUGUACACGGUACAAGUUCGGGUCAAUCAGAUUGUUACAUCCAUGGCCUCCAUGGGGCCUUCGUCGAAACCGAAAGAAUUACUGGCUGUUCCACUGGCGAAUCAAGUAAGGUUGGUACCAAAAAUUAUAAAUGGCGGUAUCGCAGGAAUUAUCGGUGUGUCCGUGGUGUUUCCACUGGAUUUGGUCAAGACACGAUUACAGAAUCAAGUGGCUGGACCCAAUGGCGAGAAAAUGUACAAGUCGAUGUUUGACUGCUUCAAGAAAACAUACAGAGCGGAAGGUUAUUUCGGUAUGUACAAAGGAUCGGGAGUCAACAUUCUCUUGAUCACACCAGAGAAAGCUAUUAAAUUGACUGUAAACGAUGUAUUUAGGCAUCAACUGUCUCCCGGACCUGGAUUGCCCUUACCGUUGGAGCGAGAAAUGCUGGCUGGAGGAGGUGCUGGAGCUUGUCAAAUAAUAGUCACAACCCCCAUGGAAUUACUGAAAAUUCAAAUGCAAGACGCGGGUAGAGUUGCUGCUGCGGCUAAGGCUAGUGGGCAGGAAGUACCAAAAAUAUCGGCAUGGUCGUUGAGUAAAGAUCUGUUCAAGCAUAGAGGUAUUCUUGGUCUGUACCAAGGCACGGGGGCAACAGCCCUGCGAGAUGUUACCUUUUCUGUUAUAUACUUUCCUCUCUUCGCUCGAUUGAAUAAUUUAGGACCUAAACGUGAAGAUGGCUCUUCUGUAUUUUGGUGCUCAUUCCUUUCGGGUUGCGUAGCAGGUUCAGUUGCUGCACUUUCGGUAAAUCCAUUUGACGUUGUAAAGACACGGUUACAAGCCAUUAAGAAAGCACCUGGCGAUCCAACGUACAAUGGUGUUGUGGACUGUAUAAAAAAAACAUUGAUGCAGGAAGGUCCAACAGCAUUUUUCAAAGGAGGUGCUUGCAGGAUGAUAGUAAUAGCACCACUAUUUGGUAUUGCGCAAACUGUAUACUACCUUGGUGUAGCCGAAUAUCUGAUGGGCUUGAAGUAGAAAUGUUAAUUAACUGUGAUUUUUUCACAUAUAUAUGUUGUUAUGCCGACAAUAAGUCCUUACAUAUUUUAGGACUAGAAGUAUUCGUAUAGUGAUGAUGUAGCACAAAUGGCCAUUGAUAAUGCGAUUGAUUUAAGAUCAAGCAUUCAAUUUAUAAAAAUUCAUGAAAAGCUUCGUUAGCAUAUCUACAUAUCCACAAUGAAAUAUUAUUUAUUCAAAGUUAGUGUGAAAAAUAUGUCCUUUUGGUCUUUUGUGCUAUUCUGAAGUAAAUUAUUAUUUAAAAAAUUUUAAUUGGAAAUAGGUCUGUUAUUGAUUAUGAUCAAGUAAUUUAUAACUAGUACGAUUCUGUCAUCUUAGCAUUUACAAUUAGGUAGUUUCCAAAUUGCAUUGCUCUUAUAUAAUGUGCAUUGAAUUAGUGUAUAUUAAUAUGGUUAUAUAUUUUUGCUCACCAUUUGUACUUUGUAAAUUUAACGCACUGGCGGAUAUAGAUCUAUGAUUUUUCUUAUAUUGAAUUCUCUCAUGUUUUAAGAGCUUUUCACAUUUUAAGGACAACGAAAAGUAGGCAGUCCCUUUAUGGCAUGGUUGAAUAUGCAUACUCACACUGUAGUGGUAUGUUUGCUAAUGCCAAGACUCAGUAUUUGCUUCUUGUAGAGAAAUAUUUUGUUAUUUACGAGGAUUUCGAUUUAUUUAUUUUUUUUCUUCUAUUUGUUAAUUAUUUUUAUUUACGAAUUAGAAAAAAUUGAAAUACGUACAUAUUUAGUUAGACAAGUAUUGUAUAAUUUUCUCUCUAUGACAUUAUCAACUAUCUAGGUUUCGAUGCCGUAGUUGUUCGUAAGUAUUAACGAGAAAACUACGACUGGGUUUACUAUUCUGCUCGUACUUAGAUUUGCCGGCUCAAUAAUGCAAAUAUGAAUUAAAAUUUUAUUGUUAGUGAUUUCAGUGAAUUGUUUUAGUUGACUGGAAUUUGGAUUAAGAAAAACAAAAAUAGAAAAAAAAAAAAAAAAUAACGUGAUUGAAUACUUGGAGAUAAGUAUGUGUAUUCUGAUCUCAAAAAAUGUAUCAAAAAUAUUUUUAGAACGAGCCAUAUACAGCUUUGUUAUUGAAAGAAACAACGACUUUACAAAAACACUGAUUUCACGAUAUAAUGUAUGAUAUAAACAGGAUGAUAAUAAUUCCUGUGCAGAGAACGGAUCGGCAUUAACAACGAUGUUAACUUUCACAACAUUAGUCAAGCCAAUAACUCUUAACAAGUUCGAGAGAAAUUCGUUAUUCUUAUCUGAACCUUCAUUGUCAUUAUUGUAAAUUACUAUUUUAGUCAAUAUACUACGAUAAUAUAUUACGAAAUGCUCAUACAGGCAUCAGCACUUGUUUCCCGUAUUUCUACUUUUGUUAAUAGCUGUUCAAAAACAGUUACAUUCCGAGAUUGGCUUACUAAGAUAGUUUGUGCUGAGGUCGUAUGGUUGAGAUAGUUUAGAAAACCUGAACUGCUCAGUUUCAAUACUUUGUCGCCAGUGUCAGUUUUCCAUUCUGUUUCUUCAUGGUACAUACAGGAGACAUUAUAGUAGUAGAAUAAAUAAUAAGAUAUUUUUUGCAUUCAAAUAUUAUUUGUGGAUCUUUUAGAAUAUAAAAACAAAAAUUCAAUUUCAAUUAUUAUUCGCGUAGACUAACAGUAGAUCUUGCCAAUGGCCAUGUGUACUAUUAUUAUAAUACACAUUUCUAAUUGUAAGUGAAAGGAAAUUGUAUGUCUCAGGUGGCAGUUUUAUAAUUGUUGAACUUGCUGAGUGCAAACUGUAUUUUAUAAAUAUUCUGUAUGCCUAAUUCAAUACAGCUUAUGCUCUAGAAGAGCAUUAAGUCAAUUGAAAAAU
Diprion similis is the source of this 3147-nucleotide messenger RNA. Its product is annotated as mitochondrial glutamate carrier 1-like. Gene Ontology annotation, biological process: L-glutamate transmembrane transport; malate-aspartate shuttle; aspartate transmembrane transport. Bases 317 to 1282 code for a protein of 321 amino acids. The record is from RefSeq and is a predicted model, not a curated record. Lineage: Eukaryota; Metazoa; Arthropoda; Insecta; Hymenoptera; Diprionidae. The transcript has 9 exons. Gene Ontology annotation, molecular function: L-glutamate transmembrane transporter activity; L-aspartate transmembrane transporter activity.